Molecule: messenger RNA, 2061 nt
Organism: Prosopis cineraria
Lineage: Eukaryota; Viridiplantae; Streptophyta; Magnoliopsida; Fabales; Fabaceae
Product: probable xyloglucan 6-xylosyltransferase 5
Exons: 1
Coding region: 482-1840 (452 amino acids)
Biological process (GO): xyloglucan biosynthetic process
Cellular component (GO): membrane; trans-Golgi network; endosome
Molecular function (GO): hexosyltransferase activity
Source: RefSeq, a predicted model, not a curated record
GUGAUCAGAUUGGAAGCCCUCAGCAUCAUCAUGAAUGAUCAGACAGAUGAACAAUUCUAAAUCCUCCAACACUGGGACAGUCGGCGGUGGACACAUGUCGAUCCCCUUUUCCACGAUGCUUCGCUUCCGACACUCUAACUAAACCCUCCGUCACCGCCUCUGUUUCCCCUUCUCCCCUCCCUCCAUUAUCAAACUCCUCUGCACCCUCGCUACCUUCCUCUUCUAGGGUUCCCGUCCCUUUUCCUCUCUUCGCCCUCACCCUGUCCUCCCAACAUUAGAUGCACAGAGGACGUUCCUUCUGAUUUUUUUUGGGCUGUUUGUUUCCAAACAAAAUUUAUUCAUUGUGCUGCUGCCCAUCCGCAUAAUCCUUGAAAUUUGAGUUUAAUUGUGCUCCUUAGCUGCUGAGAGUUAUAUCUUUGCCUUGUUUGACAGUCCGUGUUCAUUAUCGCUCACACAGGGGGAUUGUGUGUGUGAGAGAGAAAUGGGGCACGAGAAUCUAUCGUCUCAAAAGAGGGGCGGUGGAGGUGGAUUGCCCACGUCCACCAUCGCAAACGGACGAGGUCGUGGAUUUUCCGGCUUACCGCGUGGCCGGCAGAUCCACAAGACCUUCAACAACAUCAAGAUCACCAUCAUGUGUGGCUUCAUUACCAUCUUGGUCCUUCGCGGCACCAUUGGGAUUAAUUUUGGUAGCUCCGACGCUGAUGCUGUUAACCAGAACCUCAUCGAGGAGACCAAUCGGAUCCUCGCUGAGAUCAGGUCCGACAGUGAUCCCUCUGAUCCGGACGAACCUGUCGAGACCGAGCUGAAUCCGAAUAUCACCUUCACCCUUGGGCCGAAAAUAUCAAAUUGGGACGAGGAGCGGAAGGCUUGGCUGGAUCAGAACCCCGAGUACCCCAAUUAUAUCAAAGGUAAAGCUCGAAUCCUGCUUCUCUCUGGUUCGCCGCCAAAACCUUGUGAUAACCCAAUUGGGGAUCAUUAUUUGUUGAAGUCGAUAAAGAACAAGAUUGAUUACUGUAGAUUACAUGGGAUUGAAAUCGUGUAUAAUAUGGCUCAUUUGGAUAAGGAACUUGCUGGGUAUUGGGCAAAACUGCCUAUGAUACGGCGGUUGAUGUUGUCGCAUCCGGAGGUGGAGUGGAUUUGGUGGAUGGAUAGUGAUGCUUUCUUUACCGAUAUGGUUUUUGAUCUGCCAUUGUCGAAGUAUGACAAGUAUAACUUGGUUCUUCACGGGUACCCUGAUCUGUUAUUCGAGCAAAAGUCUUGGAUUGCAGUGAAUACAGGUAGCUUCCUGUUUCGAAAUUGCCAGUGGUCUUUGGAUUUGCUUGAUGACUGGGCUCCCAUGGGUCCGAAGGGUCCCAUUCGUGAAGAGGCAGGGAAAAUAUUGACCGCAAAUCUGAAGGGAAGACCUGCAUUUGAAGCAGAUGAUCAAUCAGCCUUGAUAUAUUUGUUACUUUCAAAGAAGGAUCAGUGGAUGGAUAAGGUAUUUCUCGAGAAUUCUUACUAUUUGCACGGUUACUGGGCUGGCUUGGUUGAUCGAUAUGAAGAGAUGGUUGAGAAGUAUCAUCCAGGUUUAGGUGAUGAGAGGUGGCCGUUUGUGACACAUUUUGUGGGUUGCAAGCCCUGUGGAAGCUAUGGAGAUUAUCCAGUUGAGAGGUGCCUCAGCAGCAUGGAGAGGGCUUUCAAUUUUGCAGAUAACCAGGUGCUUAAGCUCUAUGGGUUCAGGCAUCGUGGUCUGCUGAGCCCUAAGAUCAGGAGAAUCAGAAAUGAGACAGUUACUCCAUUGGAGUUUGUGGACCAGUUUGAUAUACGUAGACAUGCUCAAGCUAGUGAAUCCAGAAGCUAGAAGGAAAAACAUGUUAAAGGGGAUUUGGUGAAAGUUCACAUGUAAGUUUACUUAUUUUUUUGUCUUACUUCUUUGAGAAAGGCCAGGAUAGAAUUCAUUCCUGUCAUGUUUGAGUGAUUAAUCAGUAAGCAAAUUAUAUUUACUGGUAUCAUGGAUACUGAGAUUCCUUUGUUUUCCCGUCUGGGGCAUGGAUUCAUGAAAUUAUGACACUUUCAUUUGAA